This is a messenger RNA of Vigna umbellata (rice bean), 570 nucleotides long. Lineage: Eukaryota; Viridiplantae; Streptophyta; Magnoliopsida; Fabales; Fabaceae. The record is from RefSeq and is a predicted model, not a curated record.
AUGCCUUUCCUGCCCAGCACAUGUCACGACCUCCGUGCCCAUCCUGAAGACUUUACACAAUAUUGUCUCUCCCUGGCCGUGACUCGCCGUGGGUCUCGACUACUUGGACCACGCCGACGCCAAAGCGCAAAACAAUUUCCUCUCGUGGCAGUUGACUCCUUCACAAAAUGGAUAGAAGCGGAGCCGCUGUCCGUCAUCACACGCCCAGCGAGUGCAGAAGUUCAUUUGGCGUCUCAUCUGUCGGUUCGGUCUCCCUCAGAACAUCAUCACCGACAACGGUCGCCACUUCAUCCGCACGCAAUUAGAGAUUACCUCACAGUUUGGGCAUUAAGCAUGUCACGGUCAUCUGUCGGGCACCCUCACACCAACGGCCAGCCGAGGGCCGCAAUAAGCCAUUUUGCAGAGUUACAAAAGCGACUCGGUGAAGCCACGAGUUUAUGGUGGAUGAGCUACCCGAGGUCCUGUGGGCAUACAGAUGUACCUCCCCAUGGAUCUACGGGGAACACGCCUUCAAACUUAACCUAUGGCCCUGACGCCAGCUUCCAGUCGAUGUGGCGAUGCCUUCAUUGA